UUUUCAGUUUACUCCGUGCGCUCGUGCGGAUAACAUGUGAGCGUAGCAUGCGUUGCACGUCAUGUAUUAUCCAUUGAAUUGUCAUUGCACGAAUCGUACGUACUUUAUUUUCUUUAAAUAACUAUUUAAUAUAUUCUUAUGUAUGUUAUUCGUGCUUUAAAAAAAUAUAAAGAUUUAAAAUACGACUUAUAUUAUUUAUUUAUUUUAUUUUUUUUCUUUAUUAUUCCAAAUGUACUUGAAUGUCGUGCGAAUAAUGUAUACGCGUUUAAUUUAAACUUUAGUGUGUGAGAGAGUUACAUUGAAGCGAUAGCUAUGUUUUAACAGUGGAUAAAUUUACAUUGUCAAUGUACUGGACAAUUGACACGAACAAUGGAUUCAGCUGAAAAUUUAAACACUGGAACUGACUCUGAUGGAUCUGUUUCAUGGGAAGACUUUUUUGGAGCAUCAACGGAUUUGGUACCGCAGUUACUUGGCAUGUUUGAUGAGUUGGCACGUAAGACAGAUUGUAACAACCACUACCAUAAUCACAAUCAUCACCACGGGGAGCACAUACCAGCAGCGAUUCAAAAACGUUUAAGUCUGGUAGCGCAUUCUCAACGUAACUCCAUAUUCGGUCACAUCUGUGCUAACUCACAGCAGCAACAACAACAACAGCAGCAGUCUCAGUCUCCGUCUCAGCAUCUUAAACAAGUUGAGCCAAUGCAGGAACAACGGGUUGAGUACCGAGACAACAAGAGUAGAGUUGGUUCAGCAGGAGCUAGCCAAGUUGAAAUAACUGUUAGCAAUCAUGUUAGUACUGAUGAUGCUGCGGUUAUUGAUAAUCAGAACGAGAGCAAUAAUCCUAAAGGAGCAUUGAAUGCUAACGAUGAUGACAAACGAUUGUUCAGACGUGAAAUUACUGAUGGUAGUGGUGGAGGCCGUGGUGGAUUAAUGCCAGAGUAUGGGAGUAGAAGACGUAAACACCUCGGCCGUCCACUAUCAGGCAGUUCAAUUGCCUCAAGCACGUCCUCGAGUGGAUGCAGUAAUCAAGGAAACGCUUGUUCCGCUAAUCCGUAUUUGGCUUCAGUCGAGUCACUGGCCGAUACCUGUGCCAGCUCUCAAGGUUCCGCCGACAGUGGAGUUGUGACAACCUCUGAAGUUAAUUGCCGCGAAGUAAUAAGUGUUAAUAACAAUAAUAAUACGAGUACGAACAAUAAUAAUAACAACAGUAAUAAUAGUAAUAAUAACAGUAGAAGAAUAAGCCGCAGUAUUGAAGAUUCGCCACUUUUGUAUCACCGCGCACGUUACUGUGAUCCAAAACGUAACCCAGUAGAACGCGUACUAUUGGAAAUAGUUGACACCGAAGCAAUUUAUGUUGAACAUUUGCGACAAGUAAUACAGGGAUAUUUAAUUUUUUGGCGCGAUGAUCCGGCUUCGCUGUUGCAACAUCUCGAAUUGGAUCAUUUAUUCAGUAAUAUUGAGGAUAUAUUUAGUUUCAACAGUGAAUUUUUAAAAGAAAUAGAAGCCUGUGGCUUAGAUCCUGUUAGCGUUGCUAAUACAUUUACAAAACAUAACUCUGGAUUCAAGGUUUACACGGAAUACUGUACAAAUUAUCCACGUACGGUCUCUGUACUUACGGAUCUUAUGAGUCGUGAUGAUACGGCCAAGGCAUUUCGUGAGAGACAAGCGGCACUGGGUCAUGCAUUACCGCUUGGAUCAUUUUUAUUGAAACCCGUACAGAGAAUAUUGAAGUAUCAUUUGUUGUUGGAAAAUUUAUCGAAAGAAUAUGAGGCUGAUGAGAAGAGAAAAAGCAAAGAUUUACUUACUAAGGACAACCGUAAUAUCAUUGAAGAGGCGUUGGCUACUAUGACGGGCAUUGCUAAACAUAUUAAUGCUAUGAAACGCCGACAUGAACAUGCUGUGAGAGUACAAGAGAUUCAAUCGUUACUUUACGGAUGGCCUGGUCCUGAUCUUACGACCAGUGGGGAGCUCAUUGCCGAAGGUAGAUUUAGAAUGAGGGGCGCCAAAGCACCACGACAUGCGUUUCUUUUUGAACGUAUGUUACUUUUGACGAAAAAAAAAGAAGACGGACUACUCGUGUACAAAGCUCAUAUUAUGUGCUCAAAUUUAAUGCUGAUUGAAAGUAUACCCGGCGAGCCGUGUAGUUUUCAUGUUAUUCCAUUUGAUAAUCCACGUCUGCAGUAUACAUUGCAGGCACGUAAUUUAGAACAGAAACGUGAGUGGACACUGCAAAUAAAAAGGGUCAUGCUGGAAAAUUACAACGCCGUUAUCCCGAUCCACGCAAGACAAUUAGUCCUACAAUUGGGACAAUCGCAGCAAGAUGACGAGAACAACAGCGUAAGUGAUCGUGGGUCAGCAAAAAAAUUAUACUCUGCGCCACCAGAAUAUUUAGAACGUCGUAAAUUAGAAAAAGAACGUCGUCGAUCAGAAGCAGGCAUCCGUCAAAAAAUAAAAAAAACCAUAACCAACAACAAAACAUUGGAUUUAUCAACUCCCGAUUCACCAGCGUCGUCGCGUAAAUUAAAUGAUGAAAAUAUAAAUAAUCGCGACCGCAGUUUAAACCGUUCAUUAGACGGACGCGCGUCGAAAGUAAAAGAUCGUUUUACAAACUGGCGACGUAAAUCGGAGCCAGGUUUUCAGUCUUACAUCUCACUCAAUCAGUCUGAUGAGGAAAAAAACGAGGAUAGAGUUACACAAAAUAAUGAUUCGACUGCACAAACUGAGCCAGCAUUAUCACCAGCUGAAAUUACAAACUCAGCAAAUAUUAUUUACGAAAACACGCACAAUUUAUCGGGUAAAAAUUCACCCACUGCAAAUACCAAAGAAAAAGAUAUUAAUGAACAACAGCAGCAACAACCACAAGAACAAGAACAGGAACAAAAAACUAAAGUCCGCACUGUCGAGGAAAUAGUCGGGCAUAUUUUGAUGCAAAAUCAAGAGUUUCAACGCUUGUUGGAAAAGCAACGCAACAAUAGUCUUGCUAACGUAAGACAUCAACGUUUCAAAAAAAAUCAGAGGUCGGUUGAUACCUCGGAUGAUAGUGACAAUGGCGAGCUUAAUUAUUCAUCAGAUUUUAAUAAUAUUAACAAUAGUAAUAACAGCAGAGUAAGACCGACUCGUAUAAUAAGACGGGAGCAUCGACUAGUGCGGUCUAAUAAUGCAUGGAAUAGUUUAUCGUCCCAGGGAGUACGCGACAAUCAACCGAGUUUGCAAUUACAGUACAAUAAUUUGCAUAUCGAUGACAAUAAAAAUCAAUCGAAGAUGAAUCGAGUUCAGGAAAAACGGGCCGUUUUUGAAGCAUUCAAGAGACAGAGUAUUGUCACUGAAAGUAAAAUAAUAAAAACGGCAUUACGCAUGCGUGAAAACAGUCCUGAUAAAGACAAUAAACUUCAGGAUAAAAAUAUAAUAAAUGAUAGUAAAGAUACCGUCAGUCCGACAAAAGAUAUCGAUGAUUGCAAUUAUGCGUGGGAUGAAUUUAAAAAUGAAAGAUGUUCGAAAACAAGCGCGGACAGCCCGACGAGACCGGCUGUUUGGUUGACGAAAUUAUGCCAGGAUUUACCGACGUCCCCGCAAAAAAGCGGCUCGCUACCACGCAGCUUUCAAAUAAACCAGACGGAUCCGUCAAAAGCGACGGCUGAAAUUAAGCAGAUCAGCAAAGCCAGAUUUUUGCAACGCGAUGGUAAACCAAUGAGCGAACGUCCAUUUACAAUAGCGUCUGAUAAACCUGGAGAAAUAAAUCUUGACGAUAUGGAGCAGCGUUACACCACAGCUUCUUACGAAACAGACAAUAAAAUAAAUAACAAAUUUAAAAAUUCAAUUUCCGCAUGCUCGGCAUCGACGUCAGCAUCAUCCUCGACAUUUUUCUAUUCCGUCGAUGAUAAUUUAACUGACGGAGACUCGGAUAUUCACACAAUCGCUACCAGUACCAGUACGAAUAUUCAUCCAGAUCAUAAAAUUUAUCGCGCUAAUAACAUCAGCGGCAGUACGAUGCUAAAAAAUGUACUGUCCAAAGCCGGAAGUAGACUGCAAGGCCUAAGAUCAACAGUCAGCGCAGAGACACUCGAGUGCACUGACGACUUUGAUAAAUCAAAACGUUUUCCAAGUUGUAAAAUAAAAAAGAAAAAGAAAUUCAACAAUAAAUUGCGGCUGUCACGUGAAUCUUCGACGGACGUUGAUGAGCCUGUGAUUGGUUGCGUACCUGGUGGUAACUCGUCACUCGAUUUAACGCAUUUGUAUUACAAACAAGGAAGUUCCGGACUAGGAGCACGUAUUGCGCAAGCCGACUAUGCUGAUCCAUCGGUACUAUUUUUUGAUAUCAAACGAGGGGAGUCAAAUAUUAGUGAUAAUAUUUCCGUUGAUAAUUCAAAUGUUAAUUUGAUUGAAAAAAUAGAUGGUGUGAAUAAUGAUGAGGAUGAUAAUGAUGAUGAUUAUUAUGAGGAGGAUGAUGAUGACGAUGGUGAUGAUGAUGACAGAAGACAAAGAUUACCAAGUGAUGGAGACAAUUAUUAUGAAAAAUGUUUUGAAUCAAUUGAAAAUUACAUUGAUGAGACUGAUGAUGCGUUUAGGGACAGUGCAAUAUUUAGUGACGGUGAUGAAGUUGUGUCACCUUUAAUUAAAAAUAAAUUAGUAACAAGGACUACGCCAGCUACGUCAUCAGUAGUUACGUCUGAUGAUAAAAAUAUAAAUGAUAAUAAUAAUAAGUCUAGUGAUAAUAAUUUUUUAAAAAAACCAAAAAUAGCACCACCAGUACCCGUAAAACGUAAAAUAAAUUUAAAUGAUAAAAAAUUUAUUUGUGAAAAUGAUAAUUUAAAACCUAAUGUUGCACUAAAACCGGAUAAUUUAAAAUUACGUACGAGAUUAAUUGUUGGUAGUAAUAGUAGUAGUAGUAAUAGUACUGAGUGUGUAAAAAUAACGGUAACUAAGGAAACGAUUCCUAUUCCUAUUUCGAUACCGAGUUACUUAACAAGUAAAAGUGAAUUUAAUUGUACGAAUAAUGGUAGUGGUGAUGACGGUAAUAAAAAUAAUGAUGUAUCAGCAGGGCAAAGUCAAGCUGGAUGGGUUAAAAAAAUGGUAGGACAAUUGCAGGCACAAAUAGAAACGUUGUAAUCAUAUAUUUAUAAUGUUAUUGUUAAAUUGAACAUAUCAAUAUUUUAUACUAUGCAUUAUCGAUUAUUAAUUAUGUAGUUUAUUAAUGACUAGAUGAUUUAUGCAAUAGCGUAGCGGAAAUUAUUUGAAAAAUCUGAACAAAAAAUUUCGAGGGAAAAAAUUUACUGAGUAGAAAUAUUUUUGUUGGGAAGAAACUUUUUAAAAGUGAAGUAAAUUUUAUACAUCAGGUCCAAUUAUUUUGUAGGAUAAAAAAAUGUUUUUUGACAGUGGAUUUAUUAAACUAAAAAAUUGUAUGAUGCGAUAAAUCUGGACAAAAAAAUUAGAAUCAAAAUAAUUAUCAAUAUAAAUAAGAUACCAGUGAUACUAUUUAUGUAAAUAUCUUAUUUGAGAAAUUUAAAAAAAUAUGAUGACUGCAAAAGUGAAAUAAGAAACAUGUUUUUUUUUUCUUUAUUCUUAUUCUAGUUGUGAAAUUUGAUUAAUUUAAUUUAAUUUAUUUUAUAAAGUAAAUUAAUGUAUGAUACUGAAAGUAGCAGACAUUAAAAAAAAAUAUUUAUUUUGAAUAAACAAGUAAAAUACUCAUAGGAAAAACUUAGAAAAUUGCACAUCAAAAACUUUGAAAAAUCUUUUUGUGCAAAUUAUAGAAAUUUUAUUUUACUUACAACUAAUUAGUUGAUAAAAAUUAAAAAAAUUUUUGACGUCUGCUACUUUCUGUGUCGUAAUUAAUGUUGGGUAUUUGUUGAUAAUUCGUUACUUAUUUUUAUAUAUUAUUACUAUUCGUAUGUCUAUGAUAAUUUUCUCACUCAGUUAUUGUCCUGCUUCAUACUUUGUUAAAAUAUCCAUCAAAUUGAUAAAAAUUUAUUUUUUAUUUAAAAAAAAAAUAGUUUUUUUAAAUUUAUUUCUCUAAUUAAAAAUUUAAUUUAUAUCAAUUAUAGUUACAUAUUUAUUUGAAAUAAAAAUGUUACGUCCAUGAAAUUUUGUUUUUUUUUAAUAAAUCCACUAUAAGAAUUAAAAAAAAAUAUAACGGUGAUUUUAUAAAUAUAUAGAAGUUAAAAAUAAAACAAGCAAUUGUAUAAAUAUAUGAAUUACAAAUUAUUGUAAUUAUAUUUUGUCUUUCUUAGAUAUAUGUAUAUAUAAUUUUACUCAGCAAUUAUUUCCCCAGUCAUUUUUUCCAUCUAUUAAAAAAUAAUGAAAAAACAGUCGGACUUUGCCAUAAGUACAAUUAAGAUUUAUAACAGGGUAUAUCUCAACCUUGCCAAGUUUGGCCCCUUUAUUAAUUGAUGUUAAUAAGGGCGCCACUGGAAGAUAAGACUCGGCCUUCCAGAACCGGAGAUGUUAUAAUUUAUAAAUCAGGGUCGUUGAAAAUAUAUAAGAGUGAGGAGAUUGAGAGAUUAAAUUAAUUUUUACACACAAUUCAAAUCAAUAUAAUUUUAAAUUUUAUUUACCGAAUCACAAUUAUACCCACCGGGCUUUUAUUUUACUUAUAACUAAUCAUAACAAUAUUGUCCACCGGACUUUUAUUCUUAACACUAAUAAUUAAAAUUUUGUCCACCGGACUUUUAUUAAUUAUACGAAUUAGUCCCCUGGACUUUUACACGAAAUGGCCACCGGCCUGAUCCCCUGGAUCUUUUAUUAUAUACGACGAAUGAGUCCCCUGGACUUUUAUACGAAUUGGCCACCGGCCUGAUCCCCUGGAUCUUAAUUGAACGACGACGAGUCCCCUGGACUUUUUAUAACGAAAUGGCCACCGGCCUGAUCCCCUGGAUCUUAAUUAAAAUUAGUCCCCUGGACUUUAUACGAAAAUGGCCACCGGCCUGAUCCCCUGGAUCAAAUUAAAAUAAAUUUAGUCCCCUGGACUUUCACGAAAUUGGCCACCGGCCUGAUCCCCUGGAUCAAAUUUUAUAUAAAACAAAUUGGCAACUUGCCAGAUCCCCAGGAUCUAUUAUUUAAAACCGUUUCCACAGGAAACUUAAUUUUUUUCUCUCACACACACACACGUUUUACAUUCGAGUCCCCAGGACUUAUUCACACUCACACACACGUUUACAAUGUAUUAUUUUCCCGAUUAUUUUACACGCACAAUUUUAUUUAAUCUCGAUUUUAUUUAUGUGUCCACUGGACUAAAUUUCUAUCCGUAAUUUUUAAUGAUUCUACAAUUUUAUAACGACACUUUAUCAACAUGACAAUUUUAUAUACUUUCAGUUUUUCGAAUAUCAAGUUGUUGAGUAAGAAUUUACUGACACCGGAAAACUGCCGCCAACGACUGACGCUAUCUCUCUUUUAUCCAUUUACAACUAGUCUUCACGUUAAUAACAAAUUUGUACAACAAGAACUGAUUUCCAUUACUAAUAAGUUUAAUUACUUAUAUCCUUAUUCUUUUAUCACUAAUUUCACUGCACUUUUAAUUUUCCUUUAAUUUUCGGUUUUGUAAAUUUUAUAUUUUAUAUUUUUCUUAUUAAAUAAAAUUGAUUAAUUUAUAGUAUAACAAUUCCUUAAUGACUAGAUUUAUUAUUUAUAAUUUCUGGCUCUCCUGCCGAGAAAUUAUCAGACGGACCGCGUGUAAAUUUAUUUUGAAUACUGUUCUUCUUGCCGACAAUUUAUAUUUUAAUCCAAUCGGAAAUGGCGACUGCUCACGAAUUAUUUAAUUAUUAUUAAUUAAUUAGUUACUUAAUAAUUUGUGGCAACCGGCCGACAAUUGGUUUACCUCUCCUUAAAUUUUCCAGCGAUCGUGGCGUCCCUUUUUAUAACAGCCUUCCUGCCGAUUUCCGUUGACUUGGUUCUUUCCUCCAACUUCUCUUGCUGUUCACGUGUGGUCACUCGUCCGUGUCUUCUGCCGGUCCGUCCGACUGUGUCCGUUUUCACUCUGGUCACUCACUUAUCAAAUCUAAGUUCGCGAUCAUUCGGCCCUUAUCGGAAAAUCCACCACUCCAACUUAUUUCCUUAUUGGGUCUUGGGGACGAGCCCCUUAAAUUAGCGCGCCCGGCGACAAGUCGAUAAAAUAGUAACGCAUAUGGGGUACUAUGGGUAAUUAAUCAACCGCGGGAAAUUAGGUUGAUUUAAAGUUGUAAUUUUAAAUUUUUACCCCGUUACACUCCCCCCUGCCAGACUGUCGCCCGGGUCUACUAAUUAAGAGUCUCGUCUGCUUGGUGUGUAUGUUGUUGUCUGGAGCGUGAAAAUUUCAGUGAUGAUAAUGUUUUAGUAAUUUUCACGAAUUAUUGCGGAGCUCAAAUAUUCGCGAACUUAUGAUUUUAUGUCUUACAGCUGGCCUUACAUGAUUGCGCUGACUCAUAAGUUUAUUAAGUCUAAGCUUUCAGCAUUGUUGGAUUUGAACCUGCCGGGUCUGGAGUUUCGCGGCUUCACCUCGCCUGCCGGCGAAUCCUCAGACUGGUUCACUGAGCUGGUAUCUGAGUUGUUACAUUUGUCAAUUUUAUAAUCUAUUAACCCCUUUGUUGUUUCGAGAAUCACCUGAUCCGACGGGGACUUCAGAUCAGGUGUUAUUCGUUUUUUCGAGCUUGACCGAUCCUCUCCGAUUGUGUCUUAGGACUUUCCCUACUUCCACCAGCAACUUGAGUAUCUUCUGUAAACUUAAUCAGCUCACAAUUUUCACGAGUGUGUCCAAUCCCGAAGCACAAGUUACACACUACUUGUCGUGGAUUUUCACAGACUUCAAAAUUGUGUCCCACUAUACCACAAUUGAAGCAUGUUUUAUUGCUUCUUGGUACAAAAAUUGGAGCUUGAUUAAAUCCUGGUGAUCUCGGAAACUGAUUGACACGUGAUCUGAAUCCCAUUUGUUGUCUGUAUUGAUACGGUCCUCGAUUAUAGUUAUUAUUAUUGUUAUUAGGUUUCAUCUGGACGCCAUAUCUGUUGUUAUAGGUAGUUUGUGGGUUUGAUUCUAUGAAGUUACAGCGUGUAUAUUCCCGGUCAUCUUCAUAAGCAGCUUCUCUGUUAGGUGAUUGUAGUAAUCCAAAUCGAGAUUUAUCUUGAAUUUUGGAUGUAUUUGGAGUCACUGUCAGCUGUUGAGCUUCUUCAAUACAUCUUGUGGCUUCGUGUAAAGCAUUAAGUAAGCUUUCAUAUGUAGAAACUUGUCUCGCGAAAACUAACGUUCUGAGAUCAUCCGUCAAAUGAUUUCUAAUAUGUGCCACUUGGUCUUCUAUUGGAGGCGGAAUUUUCAUUGAUUGGUAUUUCUGCUGUAUUUUCAACACGAAUUCAGUGACGUUGUCUCCUUUAUUCAUCCUCAUCUUGCUGAUAUCCAUUAUGAUCUGGUGAUCGGUAGCUGAACUACCGAAGACUUUUCGAAACUCUGUUUUGAAUUGGAGAUAACUUGACCAGCGAUUGUAACUUAAAUCAUACCAACGAGCUGCGGGGCCAUGAAGAAUAUAACUCAUGACUCUUAGGAGUUCUUUUUCUGUCCAAUCCUCUCGAUCCGCUCUAGCUUCUAUUGCGUGUAUAAAUUCAUCGACUGUCAAAUUUUCUUGAGGAUAGGAGAUAUUGCCCAUUUUCAGACUUUGUAUGAUGUCUUUCCAGCGUCUCUCUUCUACAAAAGGUGACACAGACCUGCCGAGAUUCCGUUGAUGUUGUUGUGUAGGUGUGGGUACCCUCUCCCCGACACUAAAUCUUUGGUGACUGUUAUGAUUUCUCGGAAUCUGGCCCUGUCCACCCAUUGUCUGCUGUUGUUGACCCGACUGAAGUUGACGCAGUUGUUCUUGAAGAUUAUUUAAUUGAUCAGCAACUGGUAUUUGUUGAUGAACCUGUCCUGGUUGAUAUGUUUGGUGCUGAUGAUCAACUCGUGGUUGUUGCUGCUGAUUUUGAUGAUUAUUCUCAACUCGUAGCUGAAACUGUUGUUGAUUUAAUUGUAAUUGACGCAGCUGGGUUGCUUGCUGUUGGUUUGAAUUUUGUAGCUGGGGUUCCUGCUGUUGGUUUUGCUGAUACUGCAGUUGCUGACUAUGCUGCUGAUUUCCUAUUUCAGCUGGACACUCCCCCCUGCCCAAACCUUGACCCAUCGGGGCAACGGUUGAACCAAACUGGAGGUCAGCUGCUCUCCAAUCUACUGGCGAGUAUGAACGCCAAGAGUUAUCAGGUGCAUUGAGUCUGUUGAUGACUUCUCUUUGUGCUGUCAUCAUUUCAUUCAACAUUCUGGACAGUUCAUCAAUUGAUGCUGAGUUUUCUUCAUUAAUGGCUCGCUGUGUUCUUGUCAUUUGACGGAAUUCUCUCGAGCUUUCAUCCAUGCGAUCAAAUAUGGCACGCAUAUCCGGUGGUAUCUCCUCCCGACCGGGUGUGUUGUUCACAUGAUGUCCAUCUUCUGCUGGUAGACUGAGUGGGUUACCCCCCGACCCAGUUGCGAUGUCUAAGUUACCUCCAGCUCCGGCCGACGACGUGGGUGGUAUACCGCCCGACCCAAUCGUGGCGUUUUCAAAAUUUCCACUGUUUCCUGCCGGCAAAUUGAGUGGGUAUCCCCCCGACCCAUUUGCGGCGUAUGAAACUGUUGAGUUAAUCAUCGAAGGAGCUGAUGUAUAACAGCUGCUAGUUGUCGUUAUUAUGACGUUCGUGGUGUUUGUCGUUACUGAUAUCGUUGGUACCGGCAGUGUUGCUGAUGAUGAACCUGGAUUUUGUAUACCAUUCCAGCAGUUUUGACCUCUACCGGCCGAAAGUCUUCUUAACUCCGGAUUUAUCCAAGUUUCCCUUGUUGUGUCGAUGUUGUUAUUUCCGUUAAGCAUUUUGAUAUUUUAUUUUACUUUUAUUUUGAAGAUUAAAUUUAAGUAUUAAAGUUUAAGUAAAAUGAUGUCAGUUUUUGUUUGUCUGUCACUAACAAAACCUUUAAUAUUUAUCUUUAAUCCAAAGUAUGAUGUCAGCUUUCUUAAUGUAUGAUGUCAGUAAUUAUAAAUUUUCAAAAUAAUUUUCUAACAGCUUAACUAUUCACGGAACAUCCGGUGAAUAUUUGACCAACGAUAAUUUUAGUUUUAAGUCUUCAAUAAUUCUUUUUCAAUAACACAAAAUUUAAUGUUCAAAUCCGGUAGUUUUAUUUUUACUUAUUUUGCUAACUUAAUUUUAAUUGAUAUUAUGGAUUAAAUUUUAAGCACUUUUUGUUUCUACUUUUAUCUAAAUCUCUUAUCAAAGUAAUUAUUUUAACUUUUUCUUUUAUCAUUAAUUACUUCCUAUUUACACUCAAAAUUUUCUCACGUAUUUUAUUAUCCCGUAUUUUUACUUUUCAAAAUUUUACUCAAUUAAUUUACUUUACUUUUUCCGUAAUUUAAUUCCUCAAUUCUCACUCUUAUAAAUCUCUAGGUUUUUCAAAAGUUGGGCGCC
Molecule: messenger RNA, 11406 nt
Organism: Microplitis mediator
Lineage: Eukaryota; Metazoa; Arthropoda; Insecta; Hymenoptera; Braconidae
Gene: GEFmeso
Exons: 5
Coding region: 370-5106 (1578 amino acids)
Molecular function (GO): guanyl-nucleotide exchange factor activity
Source: RefSeq, a predicted model, not a curated record